Molecule: messenger RNA, 662 nt
Organism: Quercus lobata
Lineage: Eukaryota; Viridiplantae; Streptophyta; Magnoliopsida; Fagales; Fagaceae
Product: probable serine/threonine-protein kinase Sps1
Exons: 3
Coding region: 43-543 (166 amino acids)
Biological process (GO): protein phosphorylation
Molecular function (GO): ATP binding; protein kinase activity
Source: RefSeq, a predicted model, not a curated record
ACCAUAGAGAUAUUAAAAGGUCUGGCUUCAGGUUUGGCUUAUAUGCAUCAUUUUCCCAUCAUCCAUGGCGACCUUAAGCCUGAAAAUGUUGUCUUAACUGUGGAGGGAGUUCCAAAAAUAAUAGAUUUUGGUUGUGCUAAUGAGGGCAAUGGUGCAUGUCGACGCAUGUCUAUAGGUUACGUGCCUUUUGAAUCUCUGAGCUGUGGGAUAUCAAUGCCAUAUAAUGACAUCUAUGCCCUUGGAGUGAUUACAAUACAGUUAAUCACAAAGAGGGCUAAUUUCAUUGGACCAGAUUACAAACAUGUGAGUACAAUAGCGGAGGAGGAGUUCAAAGAAAGUGGACAUGUACUUCAUCAGACUUUGAUAACUAGCGGUUGCAAUCAGCUUGAAGCAAAGAGAAUCACCAAGCUAGCCCUAAGUUUGACGGCAAUAGGAAGCCACCAUCAAACAGCUGAAGAGGUGCUCAACAAAUUAUGUUUCUUGAGAGAGAAGAGAGUUACAAAAUGGAUUAGAAAAACUGUUGAAUUCAUUAGACGUUGGUGAAACUUAGGUGUAGAUUCAUUACAACUUUAUUUGUAAGUUUUUGAGUUUGACUAGAGCUGUUAUAAUGUUAGGUGUUAUGUAAUUUUCGUUUAGGAAUGAAUAAAUGUAUUAUGACAAUU